GAGCGAUAUGUUCGAUUUUUAAACGAAAAUCAUAUAACCGGAAGUUAGAGCUCUUGGCAGAAUCGUAAUUGAUCCCCCUGUGGGGUGGCGUUAGGAUUGAAUGAUUCUUGUUGCUAAACCACCAAGAUUGUUUACAUCGGACAUGCAGCAAACCGUUGGGCCAUUUCUCAGGAAGGAUUAAUGAUAGAAUAUCAUCAAGAGCUGUCUUAUGAUUUGAGUUCUGUAUUGUUAGAAAAGAAACAAGGUUUUUAGAUGGCUUGUUCGAUCGUUAGUCCUGUACAACACAAAACCUUCAACAAGAUGGCAAAUCAAAACAGAACCUUUUUGAUUGAAAUCCCGAACGUGAAUACAAAGCAGAAGGCAGAAAACCUUCAAGAAGCAUUUGAAAAGUUUCGAAAAAGCAGACAGCGUGAAAUGAAAGUGGCAAGAAUCAUGGAAGAGAGAGCGUUGACACAGCGACAGGAUGUGAAUAGGAUGAAUGGACUGAGACAAACUUUUCUUGAAGGACUAAAGAAAUACUUUGGGGUUCCUUAUGCCAAGAGAUAUCAUGACGAAAAUUCACCAUAUUAUAAUGCUCCACUGUUUCUUGACUGCUGUGGUCUCAUUCGUCGAGUGUUGCUGGAUCUGAAGGAAGAAUUUGGCUUUGUUGUUGGAGGUGGCAAUCAGGCAUACAUGUAUGACACACUGCCUGGGGAUAUCAAAGAACAAGUCGACAUGAAACCUGGUGAUUUGGUUUUCAUAUCAGCAACUUAUUAUGAAAAACCUGGCAAAAAAUGGAAAAGACAGCGUCAUGACAUGGUUCAUGUGGAGAUCUGGCUUGGUGAGGGUGAAAAGACUAUUGGUGCCAGAUGGCAGAAAGGAGUGGUACAAGUAUUUGACUCUUACAAGUUUGUGUCAAAAAGCUACUACAAUAUGAAAUACCACUUUAAAUCCAUCGAUACUUGGCUGAUGGGGAUUUGUAAAAGCUUUUGUCCAGAGCAUCCAUGGAGGUCAUCUGUGUAUGAUCCGGGCAAGAAAUCUAUUUUUGCUGAAGAUGAAGAAGAUCAAUGCCAGGCAGCUGAGGAAGAAGAGGGAUCUACUGGUGAACAACAGCAAACAGAUGAUUUGUUGAGCCAUGAAGAGCAAAAUGAACCCUCACCUUCUGUGCGGAUUAGUAAAGAUGAGCAGAAUCCAAAAGAUGAAACCUCAACAAUAAGCUGCAAGAGAAUAGAAGAUUCUCUCAAUAUUACAAUUGAGCAUCAAUGUCUAAUGUAUGAAGAAAAUGCUAAGAAGGAGUUUGAAUCUACUUCAAGACGAGAGGAGGCUUCUGAUCGCGACUUGUGUGAUUUUGAUCAUGAACAAUUACACAAACAAUUAUUUGAUUAUGACAAAACAAACUGUUCCUGUCCAGAAUGUUGUCCAAUAUAUCUUAACUGUAUUCACAACCUAGGCAAAAAACAAGAGAAUGGAACGAUUAAUCUAGAAGAAACGAGUUCCAAUGAUCUUACAAGUUCUUUAGAAUGUUUUGAGGUCAUUGCAUUGCCUGAAUGCCGCAGAGAAGUGGAAAAGAAUAUUUCCACUUGUCCCAUUGAGAAAGUAGAAUCAAAUGGCAAUAGUGGGUCAUCCUCUCCGUCUAAAGAUAGUCCCAAUGAAGGUUCAAACGGAUCCCCUACGCGUGACAACAGUAACGGUAAAAAGAAAGGAAAAGAUAGCCCGCCAAAACCUGUAAGAGAUGGUGUCAAGUCGCGCUUGUGUCACUCGGGACGACAGCCUGCUUACUACGUCAGUCCUGGGAAUGGAAGCUUCAUGGUUGAAUCAACCUUGCAGUCGUUGGGUUGGCGAAAGCUUGAAGACCGAUACGAUGAAUCCUUCAAACUAAAAUGGGUUGAGUGCAAGAGUCAAAUUGACUACAGCAACUUUAGAGAAGGUAACCAGCUCGUUAACCACAUUUCCAAUAUUGGUGUUCUUACAACCAAGCUUGGGUUACUGUGCAGCUUACAAGAAUAUGAAAGAGUAUUGGAUAAAAUAGGAUCGAAGCAACGCAUUCAACUAAGUGACUUCGUACCGGAAACAAUAAGACUAACAAACACUACUGAAAAACAGAAGUUCCUUAAUGAAGUUUACAAAGAAGGAGAAGUCUGGAUUUGUAAGCCUAUUGGACAGAAUCAAGGCAAGGGUAUUUACAUGAUCAACAGCUCUGCACAACUGCGGGAUAAACUGCAUCUUAACGAUCAAUAUCAAAAUACUAACAGUAAUGGACGGCGUAGCAGUCAAGUUAGACCAUCACCGGGUCGAAUCAUUCAGAGGUAUAUAAUGAAUCCUCUUCUCUUGAAUAAUCACAAGUUUGACAUCAGAGCCUACAUGUUCAUCGCCAGUACCAAUCCCUAUGUGGUCCUUUACCAUCAGGGGUACAUACGUCUUUCUUGUGUACCGUAUUCACCUUACUCUGAAGAGGCUGGGAAUUCGAUUUUACUUGCUCAUCUGACCAAUCAGUACAUCCAGAAGAAACAUCCUUCAUAUUCAAGCAUGAAAGAAGAGACUGUUUGGUCGUUUGAGCGAUUACAGUCCUAUAUCGACGAACACCACACAAAAGAAAAGGGAUUAGCAAAGAACUGGAUGUUCACGACUUUUACUAAACGAAUGCAACAAAUCAUGCUGACAUGUUUUCACAGUGUUCGGAAGAAGUUGCAUCGAAGAAGUGGAUUCUUUGAUCUUCUUGGAUUUGACUUCAUGAUAGACGAGAACUUCAAGGUUUGGUUGAUCGAAGUCAAUGUCAACCCAUCACUGAAUACCAACUGUCAGGUUCUCAAAGACGUUAUUCCAACUAUGGUGGACAGUACAGUGAGAAUAGCUUUAGAAAUCUUUGAGAAGGCAAAAAAGGGACGACCAGUUUUUCCCUUGGAAAACAAAGGUGACUUCAUCGUAUUGUACAAUGGAGAAGGCAAAGGUUAAGAUACCAGAAAGAAUGGUGUGAAUACCGACGUUUCUCGUCGUGCCAAAAGAAAGAGUAGGCAAGAUGGAUAAAUACUAAGAUGAACAAGAGAAUACUGAUACUAAUAGAUAGGAAUUAUAUAAGCAAUGCGAUUUGUGAUGGAAUCAAAUUUACAAUUGAAUGUCUGUGGCAAUACGAGUGAGACUGAAUCUUCGUGAACCGGUAAAGAUAAUUGUACAACAGACAAGAGCUUGUCACAUCUAAUCGUACUUAGUACAUUGCAGUACUUAGUGUUCAUUUGUCCCAUUUAAUCGAUCAUUUUUACGCAUGUCAUUCUUUAAGGGGUGGAGUCUAAAAGACUCAUUAUUACUUAGUACCAGUGUAGCGUGUCAAAAGGGUGAAUUUAAGCAAGUUACUAGUGUAAUUUGGGGUUGUGUUUCAUAGUGCAUAGCUGGGCGGGUGUGUUGUUACUAUGAUACCUGUGGUAGCCCAAUCAUAAAAUGCGUGGCGUUUCUCCGUAUUUUCUCGUGUCAGAAAAUGCGAAAAUUGCGCAAUUCUUCCCAUAUAUGGAUUGGAUGACGUGUCGAUAGCUUCAUAUGCGAAAUCACAUGCAGGAAUUGUUAUUGUGGAAUCGAAUAUGCAUGUUCUUUAAGGAUGUGGCCAAAAAUUUAUAUCUUGAGCUAAUGAGCUAAUUCCAUCAUUGAAUAAAGUUGGCGACCUUCAAUUCCACGUGGUAGACUUUCAUUGCGGAGUUUUACUAGUAAGUCAUUUAUUCUCAUUCGUGUUCACUGGUUCAGUGAGAUUAAACGAGACUUACCUGUAA
Actinia tenebrosa (Australian red waratah sea anemone) is the source of this 3734-nucleotide messenger RNA. RefSeq lists its product as uncharacterized. Lineage: Eukaryota; Metazoa; Cnidaria; Anthozoa; Actiniaria; Actiniidae. The record is from RefSeq and is a predicted model, not a curated record. Gene Ontology annotation, biological process: protein modification process.